Molecule: messenger RNA, 1340 nt
Organism: Chilo suppressalis (striped riceborer)
Lineage: Eukaryota; Metazoa; Arthropoda; Insecta; Lepidoptera; Crambidae
Source: the annotation of a GenBank genome assembly
GAACUCUUUAUUAUUCCGAAAAAGUAAAAGUACAUUUUACUAAUUGGAAAGUAAUCUUAAUUAAAAGCUAAUGUGUUUUUAGAAAGUUGAUCAUAAUGUCUCUAUCAAAAUUAUCAGCUAUGAGUCACUAUAAUACUGCUGUAUCAGGUGUAGUAUUCUGUUUAACAGGAAGAAUGUGCUUUUUUUUUGCUCAGAUUGCACCACUCAUGUACAAAAGCCAUAGCAAACUUUCAUAAGGCAGUCUCAACUCUUCCUAAAUGUUUCUGUUUGAGCAAAUUUUUAUUAAACUUUAUACAGAUAGAAUGCCCUGCCCUCCUAGCAUGAGCGCCGCAAUAUGGAUGACUUUGCAUACAGGAACAAUGUAAAGAAUGCUGACAAGGAGAUAAGAUUGGCUUUUGUGCGCAAAGUGUAUGGAUUACUGUCGAUGCAACUAUUAGCAACUGUUGCAAUCUCCAGUGUGUUCAUGCUGGUGAAACCAAUCCAAAGUUUCAUACACACAAACCAAUGGAUGGUGUUCAUAGCAUUCAUAUUGAGCAUUGUCACAUUGAUUGCCCUGAUCGCAAAGAGGAGAGACUAUCCAGCAAACCUGUAUCUGUUAGCUGCUUUUACUGUGGUGCAAGCGUACUCCAUAGGCGUCGUAGUGUCAUUCUGCGACACAUUGGUGGUGCUGCAAGCCCUCGGGAUCACCUUCUCUGUCGUGUUCGGGCUCACCCUGUACACACUCAACACUAAACGCGACUUCUCAUUCAUUGGAUAUGGACUCGUGGCCGCUCUCUGCGUGCUCAUCGUGGGAGGUCUCAUUCAGAUCUUCAUCCGGAGCUCCUUGUUCGAGAUCGCCCUAUCAUUCGGUGGUGCCAUCGUCUUCAGCCUCUUCCUCGUUUUCGACACUCAGCAGAUGAUGGUCUACCUCUCGCCCGAAGAAUACAUUCUGGCCACAAUCAACCUCUAUAUGGACAUCCUGAACUUGUUCCUCUAUAUACUCAGGAUCCUUAACGAGUUGAACAGGAACUGAGAUGCACUUUAGAAUUCAGUAGUGAGAUUAUCAAAAAAUGUCUCGCGUUGUGCUGCUUUGUUAUUAGACUUUUUUUUUGUAUGAAUAUACUUACACUUCGAGUUUGUUUGCUCGUUGUUAUUUUUUCGACUUAAAACAUAAUUGGAUAGUGUCAAGAUUAAUUACAUUAAAUUAUUGUGAUUAGAGGAAUUUAUGCACCGAAAAUUUUAAAAAGUUAUGAGUAACUUAGGUACUUAUACUUAUUUAGCAUUUAACAGAACUAAUCAAUGAGUGUGGCUGUGAAAAGAAAAAGAAUUUACAAUAUUUUUAGAAUUCCCUGACAUUAUUC